GGGAGGGGGGCGUUGUGGGACUUCGCCAAGUCAACAGUCUUCGCAAAACCUUGACAAAAAUGGCCGUCCCCUCCCCACUCCAUCCCCUCUUCUUCCUCCCCUGAUCAGCGUCCCCUCUCUUCCUCAUCUUCUUCCACGCGAAAACCAACUAAGGGGAAGAGAGAGAAAAAGGCCCUCCAAGCUCCUUUCACACCCGAACCCCACACUCGUCUCGCCCCUCGCCUCACGCUCUCUCUCUCUUUCUCUGUCUCUGUGUCUCGGUCUCGCUUAUAUCUUGGUCUUUUCAGCUCCCUCUGCAGACGUGCAUCCGCUACUGCCUCCGCCUCCCUCGCAGCUCGGAACCCUCUUGGCCGCUCCACCCGUUUCCGCCGGCGGGAGGGCCCCCCCGGUUCUUGAUGCUUUCUUGCCGUUUCGCCUGUGCAAGAACCGAUCGCGAUCGACGAGCUCUCCGUUGGGAGAAGUGUCGCGCGAUUUGAGCGAUUUGAGCAUGUGGCGGUAGCGAAUUGAGGAGGGUGGUGGUGUCUGUCUGUGGAAUUCGAAAGGCUUCUUCGCGUGGGAUGGAGUUGUGGAAUCGGGUUUCGAGACUUGUAGCCGCCGGAUUUCUCUGGGCCUUGCUUGGCUGUUGUGUGAUCGACUGCCUCGAGACCGAUAUUAACUGCCUGAAGACCAUAAAAGCAUCGGUUCAAGAUCCUCUGAAUUACUUGAACUAUACUUGGAAUUUCGACAACUCCACUGAAGGCUUCAUUUGUCGAUUCACCGGAGUGGAGUGCUGGCAUCCUGAUGAGAACCGGGUUCUUAAUCUUAAGCUUUCUGAUAUGGGACUCAAGGGCCAGUUUCCUCGUGGCAUCGAGCAAUGCCAAAGCUUGACAGGAUUGGAUCUCUCGAGCAAUGAGUUCUCUGGACCAAUUCCGGAAAAUAUAUCGGGUAUAAUUCAGUACGUGACAUCUCUUGACCUGUCGUCCAAUAGUUUUUCCGGACAAAUCCCGGCCAACCUUUCAGAUUGUAAGUACUUAAAUACCCUUAGGCUCGACCACAACCAGUUUUCCGGUCAGAUUCCGGGUGAACUCAGACUACUCGGUCGACUCAAAUCCUUUAGCGUGGCCAACAACCUUCUGACGGGCCAAGUCCCCGUAUUUGGCGAGAACGUUACAAUCACUAAAGAUGAUUAUGCAAAUAAUCCAGGACUUUGUGGUACUCCUCUCUCUCCGUGCAUGAUAAAGAAGGCCUCCAACGCUAAAAUAAUUGUUGGAGCAGCGGCUGGUAGCGUAACUCUCACAGCCAUAGGUAUUGCGGUCGGCAUGUUCUUUUAUAUGCGUAGAAUGUCUGUGAAGAAGAAGAAAGACGAGGAUCCUUUAGGCAAUAAGUGGGCGAAAGCCUUAAAGAAAAGCAAAGGUGUCAAGGUUUCCAUGUUUGAGAAGUCAGUUUCCAAGAUGAAACUAAGUGACCUGAUGAAGGCUACAAACAAUUUCAGCAAACACUGUAUAAUUGGAUUAGGAAGGACAGGGACGACAUAUAAGGCCGUGCUCGAGGAUAAUACUCUACUCAUGGUCAAGAGGUUACAGGAUUCUCAACACUCCGAGAAAGAAGUGAUGUCUGAGAUGGCUACACUAGGAAGGGUUAAGCACCGCAACUUGGUUCCACUUUUGGGUUUUUGCAUGGCCAAAAAGGAAAGGCUUCUGGUCUACAAGUACAUGCCCAAUGGUAUACUCCAUGAUCAACUACAUUCUCUGUCUCUGGAUGAUCCCAGCAAAGCUUUGGAGUGGACUUUGAGGCUCAAAAUUGGGAUUGGAGCAGCACGAGGACUGGCAUGGCUUCACCAUAACUGCACUCCUCGUAUUAUCCACCGCAACAUAAGCUCCAAGUGCAUCCUUCUUGAUGCGGACUUUGAGCCUCAGAUAUCUGAUUUUGGUCUGGCUAGGCUCAUGAACCCAAUCGACACGCAUUUGAGUACUUUUGUGAACGGGGAAUUCGGUGAUCUGGGAUAUGUGGCACCGGAGUAUGCACGAACCCUCAUGGCCACCCCAAAGGGAGAUGUGUACAGCUUUGGAGUCGUGCUUCUUGAACUGGUAACUGGUGAGAGGCCCACUCAAGUUCUUAAAGCACCUGAAACUUUUAAGGGUAAUCUGGUGGAGUGGAUCUCGGAGCUCUCAAGCAGCUCGAAACUCCACGAUGCGAUAGACAGACAUUUGGUUGGAAAGGGAAUUGACGAUGAAGUCUUUAAAGUCCUUAAGGUGGCAUGCAGUUGUGUGUUGCCAGCUCCGAAGGAGAGGCCCACUAUGUUCGAAGUCUAUCAGUUCCUAAGGGCCAUUGGGGAUCGGUACCAUUUCUCGACCGAAAAUGAACUUAUGAUGCCCAUAGACAGCGGCGACUCGGAUUGCUUGGAAGAACUUAUUGUUGCUCGAGAAGCAACCACAGAAUAGCACAGUCGAGCUCCUUUGGGUGAGUGACAGUCGACUCUACAUGCCUCCUAUGCUAGAUGUAACUAGUAUGUGUGGUAAAUGUUUAAAUAGAUAUUACCCCGUAGCUUUGUAUGUCUAGGCACACUGCUUCUUGUCAUGCUGUUCGAAGAGGUGGAUAUCCUCUCCAUAUUUCUAUAGAUAGCAAUACCUAUUUUCUCCCGAUUUGAGCCAUUACUUCUGAAAACCUGACUCGCGACAAGGCGUGUGGAUGUGCGUUAGCAGUAAAUGACAAUAGUGAUUAUCUUGCUUCUAUGCACUGAAGCUUUUGUUGUAUGUACUUCGGAAGUUCGCAGUAUGUUGCCCGCCUUUCCUAUUUUGGAGCACUGGUGGUAUUUUUUCGGUUUGACAGAAGGUUUGGCUGGAUUGGUAUGCUCAUCAGCAA
Molecule: messenger RNA, 2841 nt
Organism: Eucalyptus grandis
Lineage: Eukaryota; Viridiplantae; Streptophyta; Magnoliopsida; Myrtales; Myrtaceae
Product: probably inactive leucine-rich repeat receptor-like protein kinase At5g48380
Exons: 3
Coding region: 558-2420 (620 amino acids)
Biological process (GO): protein phosphorylation
Molecular function (GO): ATP binding; protein binding; protein kinase activity
Source: RefSeq, a predicted model, not a curated record